Molecule: messenger RNA, 606 nt
Organism: Heterobasidion irregulare TC 32-1
Lineage: Eukaryota; Fungi; Basidiomycota; Agaricomycetes; Russulales; Bondarzewiaceae
Exons: 2
Coding region: 1-606 (201 amino acids)
Source: RefSeq, a predicted model, not a curated record
AUGCUUCAUUCACAUAGCACAACUCAGGCAAGCUCAAUUACUCUGUUAGGUCCUCAGGUCAUCGGAAAUCAUGUCAUCCUCGAUCGCAUGUUCGCAUUCCUUUCCUCACAAGACAUCUUAAGUGUCUCGAGAACCUGCCGCGUGGCAAAUGCAAAUGCAAAGUCAUAUUUCCGUCGGGCGCGCGACAUCAAUCGACGAUUGAAAUGUUUCUUCCCCGACUUGACCACGUUCCGCGCUUUACAGGCGCGCACAGGCGCUGUCAUCCCCUCAUCGAUGUCUCUAGAUGAUCGCUAUAGAGAGGAUAAAAUAGAGCUCCAUGUUCUUCGACCGCAGCUUCUCGAACUCGGCAAGUUCCUGCUUGCAAACGGCUAUGAAUUCAGGCCCAGCGCACCUUAUCAGGGCUCCAAUUUUGAGGACACCUGUAGUCGUCUCACUAGGAGCAUUGCCUUGUGGCAGGGUGGCUCCAUGAAUUAUGCCAUUCAUCACCGCAUUCCUCGCUUCUUUUUCGUUAGACGUUCUGUCGACGAUGGGAAUGAUGUUGCCGUCGAGAUUACGACAGUCCGGUCAUCCAAAGUUGGCAACAUGUUGUUCUCACGCGCACUUUGA